AUGGCUAUCAUCACAGAACAAGAACCAGAUCAACAACAACAACAACACCAACCUAAACAACCAACCAAAACCACACCUAACCAAUUAUCUUUCUGCCUAUACUUCACUCUUCCAAUCUCUCUCAUUACCCUCUACUACCUCUUCACUUCCUCACCACAAACAUCCUUCCUCAACUUACCCACCACCCUCCGUCACCACUACUCCAACGGCCGCUUCAUCCAACUCCAAACCCGCCCAAACCAACAACCCAUUAAUAUUUUCACUUUCCAACCACCUCCCCUCACUCCAACGCCUUCGGAAACCGUUCUCAUUCUCCACGGUCAAGCUCUCAGUUCGUACUCUUAUCGUAACUUAGUUCAAUCUCUUUGCACGAAAGGUGUUCGCGUUAUUGCCGUUGAUCUCCCGGGGUAUGGAUUCUCUGAUAAAUCACUUCAGGUUUCAGCUGAUGGGUUUGAUGGGUUUUUUGGGAGGGUUACUUAUGUUUAUAGUCAGAUUCGAGAAAAGGGUUUUUUCUGGGCGUUUGAUCAGAUUGUUGAGACGGGUCAGAUUCCUUAUGAGGAGAUUAUUAAGAGAAUGUCUGAGAGGAAAGUCAGUAAGCCUAUUGAUUUGGGUUUGGAAGAGAUUGGAAAAGUUUUCGGAGAGGUUAUUGCUGCUUUAGAGUUGGGUUCUGUUCAUUUCGUUUUGCAUGAUUCGGCGUUAGGGUUUUGUGCCAAUUGGGUUUCGGAGAAUUCAGAUUUGGUUUCGAGUUUGACGCUUAUUGACACGGGGAUUGAUAAUUUGGGUGCUUUUCCUGUUUGGCUUUUGGAGGGGGAUGCGAAUAGGGUGCUGUUGAAGGCUGGGGAUGGGAGGAAAGCUGUUGUGGCUAUUGGGAAGAAUUUGAAUUCUAGCUUUGAUUUAGCGGAAUGGGGUGGUUCUGAUGGAUUGAAAGAUAUGCCAAUGCAACUGAUCUGGGCUAGUGGUUGGUCGGAAGAAUGGAGCCGUGAAGGGAAACGGGUUGCUGGCGCUCUUCCACGGGCAAAGUUUGUUACACAUUCGGGAGGCCGGUGGGCUCAGGAGGAUGUAGCAAUUGAGAUAGCUGAAAAAAUUUCUCAGUUCGUCUUGUCGCUACCAAAGACUGUCAGAAAAGUUAAGCAAGAGUCCUCCAUCCCAGAUCACAUACAGAAGAAUCUGGAUGAAGCAAAUAGUGACGAUGGUCAUGAUAAUCAUCAUGGUCACGGACGGACAUGA
Molecule: messenger RNA, 1227 nt
Organism: Vicia faba (fava bean)
Lineage: Eukaryota; Viridiplantae; Streptophyta; Magnoliopsida; Fabales; Fabaceae
Source: the annotation of a GenBank genome assembly